Molecule: messenger RNA, 1684 nt
Organism: Dendrobium catenatum
Lineage: Eukaryota; Viridiplantae; Streptophyta; Magnoliopsida; Asparagales; Orchidaceae
Product: probable glutamate carboxypeptidase LAMP1
Exons: 8
Coding region: 35-1669 (544 amino acids)
Molecular function (GO): carboxypeptidase activity
Source: RefSeq, a predicted model, not a curated record
CUCUUCCUCGACCUGACCAGACCAGACCAGACCGAUGAAGAACCAAAGCCAACCGCGUCUCUUUUACAGAAUCGCCCCGGUACCUGCCGGCGGCGCCAUCAUCGUCACCUUCCUCCUCCUAUUCACUAUCUAUCCACGCUCCACAUCCACGUACCACUCUCUCUUCCUCUCCCUCUCUUCCAACGAGACUGCCGCGCGCCACCUCUUCGCCCUCACCCGCCGCCCCCACGUCGCCGGAUCCGACGCCAACUCCGUAGCCGCCGCCUACGUCCUCAACACCCUCUCUUCCGCUUCCAUUCCUUCUCACAUCACCUCCUAUAACGUCCUCCUCUCUUACCCCAUCCAUCGCUCACUUUCCCUUUCCACAAAUUCCUCCGCCCCCGCCAUUCCCUUCGAUCUCAUCCAGGAAAUCUACCCUGACGAUCCCUACGCCGCUGUGGCUGCCGAUAUCCUCCCGACCUUCCACGCCUACGCCCACUCGGGCACCGCCGCAGGGCUCGUGGUCUACGCCAACUACGGCCGAGUCGAAGACUUUGCUGCUCUGAAAGAAUCCGCGGUUAAUGUAUCCGGAAACGUUGUAAUCGCCCGCUACGGAGAGAUUUAUAGAGGGGAUAUCGUGAGGAAUGCGCAGCUCGCGGGGGCGAUAGCUGCAAUUGUGUAUAGUGAUGCUAAAGACUAUGGCGGGGGCAUUGGCGGGAAGUGGUUUCCAAAUGAUCGGUGGAUGCCGCCCAGUGGGGUGCAAGUGGGAAGUACAUAUCGAGGGCUUGGGGAUCCGACAACGCCGGGGUGGGCCAGCGUCGGCGAUUGUGAGAGGAUAGGGAUUGAAGAAGUGGUGGCGACCGGAUUGAUGCCGGGGAUCCCAUCCUUGCCGUUAUCUUCGAGGGAUGGUGAGGCUAUAUUGAGGACGAUUAGAGGAAAGGUGGCGGCGGAUGAUUGGCAAGGUGGAGAAGGAGCGCCGGUGUAUCGGCUGGGGCCGGGACCAGGUUUUGUGCAUCUUACAUACUUGGGGAAUGAAACUUUAAUGAUGAUCCAGAAUGUUAUAGGUGUGAUAGAAGGGAGGGAAGAGCCAGACCGGUAUGUAGUUCUUGGAAAUCAUCGAGAUGCAUGGACAUUUGGGGCAGUCGACCCAAAUAGUGGAACAAGUGCUUUGCUGGAGGUUGCGGAAAGGUUGAACAAGUUGCAAAAGAGAGGAUGGAAACCACGAAGAUCCAUUAUUUUGUGUAAUUGGGAUGCUGAAGAGUAUGGUUUGCUUGGUUCAACAGAGUGGGUUGAAGAUAACAUGGAGGUUUUAGCCUCCAGAGCUGUAGCAUAUUUAAAUGUUGACUCAGCAGUAUCUGGUCCUGGGUUCCAUGCAAUGGCAACCCCACAACUUGAUGAACUUCUCAAAGAGGCAGCCAAAAAGGUUCAAGAUCCUGAUAAUCCAUCACAAACUCUCUAUGAGUCAUGGGUUAUGUCCGAUUAUCCUCUGAUAGGGAGGUUGGGUGGAGGUGGAACUGAUUUUGCAGCUUUUGUUCAACAUGUUGGCGUCCCCUCAGUUGAAAUGUCGUUUGGAAAAGAUUACCCUGUUUACCAUUCCAUGUAUGACGACUUUAUAUGGAUGCAAAAAUAUGGGGACCCACUAUUUCGUAGGCAUGUUGCAGGUAGUUUCUAUGUUUCAUCUCAUUCUUAACAUAUAUUUAGCUCC